Morus notabilis is the source of this 1773-nucleotide messenger RNA. RefSeq lists its product as uncharacterized. The record is from RefSeq and is a predicted model, not a curated record. The coding region runs from base 1 to 1773 and encodes 590 amino acids. The transcript is spliced from 2 exons. NCBI's taxonomy places the organism in Eukaryota, Viridiplantae, Streptophyta, Magnoliopsida, Rosales, Moraceae.
AUGUCUAUCUUCAGAAAGCUGGGAAUUGGUGAAGCAAGACCUACCACUGUUACGCUGCAAUUAGCUGACAGGUCCUACGCUCACCCAGAGGGCAAAAUUGAAGAUGUCCUAGUAAGGGUGGACAAAUUUAUAUUUCUAGUAGAUUUCAUAGUGUUGGACUAUGAAGCGGAUACGGAGGUGCCGAUUAUUUUAGGAAGACCCUUUUUAGCUACAGGCAGGACAUUGAUUGAUGUGCAAAAGGGGGAAUUGACAAUGAGAGUCCAUGAUCAGCAGGUCACUUUCAACGUGUUCAAAGUGAUGCGUUUUGCUGAUGAGGUGGAGGAAUGCUCAGCAAUUAAUGUUCUGGAUUCACUAGUGGCAGCAGAGUUUGAAAAGACAUGUGCUGAAAAAUUGAUGACAGAGGAGGACCUGAUGGAUUCUGAGGUUGAUGAGGACAACAAUGAUAGACAAAUAUCAUGGCUGGAGGGUAGGCAAGCAUCAACCAGAUCUAGGGGGCACUUCGAGUCAUUGGAAUUAUCAGAAAGGCCUUUAAAGCAAUAUAAGCCCUCGGUGGAAGAACCACCUGUUUUGGAACUAAGGCCUUUACCGGUACAUUUGAGGUACGCUUACUUGGGUGAUUCUGACACUCUUCCUGUAAUUAUUGCUUCUGGACUAAAUGGAAUGCAGGAAAUGCAACUACUGGAGGUGCUUAAGAAGUUCAAACAUGCGAUUGGGUGGACUAUCGCAGAUAUAAAAGGAAUUAGCCCAUCAAUCUGGAUGCAUAAAAUUUUGCUGCAGGAUUGCUGCAGCAAUUCGGUAGAGCAACAGCGAAGGUUGAAUCUGAUCAUGAAAGAGGUAGUGAAGAAAGAGCUCUUAGGUCAGCCCAGUUCAGUGGUACCCAAGAAAGGUGGAAUCACAGUGGUUCCAAAUGACAACAAUGAAUUGAUACCUACAAGAAUAGUAACUGGUUGGAGGGUAUGCAUGCUCUACAGGAAACUGAACAAGGCAACCAGGAAGGACCAUUUUCCUUUGCCAUUCAUUGACCAGAUGCUUGAUAGGUUGGCUGGGAAGGAAUACUACUGUUUCUUAGAUGGAUACUCAGGCUAUAACCAGAUUGCUAUAGCACCAGAGGACCAAGAAAAGACCACCUUCACCUGUCCGUAUGGGACGUUUGCUUUUCAAAGGAUGCCUUUUGGACUUUGUAAUGCUCCAGCGACUUUUCAAAGAUGUAUGAUGUCUAUUGUCACCGACAUGGUGGAGAAAUCGCUGGAGGUCUUUAUGGAUGAUUUCUCAGUGUUCGGAGACUCCUUUGGGGAUUGUCUAACAAAUUUGGAAAGAGUCUUAAUGAGGUGUGAGGAAACCAAUUUGGUUCUCAAUUGGGAAAAAUGCCACUUCAUGGUACAAGAAGGCAUUGUCUUGGGUCAUAAGGUUUCCAAUAAAGGCAUCGAGGUGGACAAAGCAAAAAUUGAAGUCAUAGACAAACUACCACCGCCAACAUUAGUGAAGGGAAUUAGGAGUUUUCUGGGCCACACAGGUUUUUAUAGGCGGUUCAUAAAAGACUUUUCAAGAAUAUCUAAACCGUUAUGCAGUUUGCUGGAGCAAAGUCAGCCGUUUGAGUUCAAUGGCGAUUGUCAUCAAGCAUUUUUGGAAUUAAAGAAGCGUCGGAGCAGUGGACAUGCUGCCGAGUCUAGUAGAAGGGGUCAAGAUGAGGGAAUGGUUAACUCCCUCCGCAUGUUGGAAGAGCGAAUCACUCUCCAGGAAAUUCAGCAGGCUCAAAUGUUGGAAAUGCUGUAG